AUGAACGCGCCUUCGCGGUAUGAGAUGUUUGUUCUGAACGACGGGGAGGCAAAGGUCGAGGUAGUGGAGGACACCAAGAUACCGAAUGCGGCGACGCUGACAAUCAACAAGGAGGAUCACACACUCGCCAACAUGCUGCGGUCCCAACUCCUCCUCUUCCCCUACGUCCAAUUCGCCGGCUACAAAGUCCCACACCCUCUCGAGCCUCGCGUAGUCCUCAAAGUGCAAACCGACGGCUCGCGGACGCCCCUCGUCGCCGUGCAAGAAGCGAUCAACACGCUGUUGAUCUUGUUGGGGAGGGUCAGGACGCAGUUUCAGCAGGAGGCUGUCAGGGCAAGGGCGUUGGAGGGGACGGAGGACCAGUUUGCGGGUGCUGGGGAGGGGUUCUUCUGA
This is a messenger RNA of Rhodotorula toruloides NP11, 393 nucleotides long. RefSeq names its product DNA-directed RNA polymerase II subunit RPB11. Gene Ontology annotation, cellular component: RNA polymerase II, core complex. Gene Ontology annotation, molecular function: DNA binding; protein dimerization activity. The record is from RefSeq and is a predicted model, not a curated record. NCBI's taxonomy places the organism in Eukaryota, Fungi, Basidiomycota, Microbotryomycetes, Sporidiobolales, Sporidiobolaceae. The coding region runs from base 1 to 393 and encodes 130 amino acids. The transcript has 3 exons. Gene Ontology annotation, biological process: transcription by RNA polymerase II.